Molecule: messenger RNA, 4304 nt
Organism: Photinus pyralis (common eastern firefly)
Lineage: Eukaryota; Metazoa; Arthropoda; Insecta; Coleoptera; Lampyridae
Gene: Hr39
Product: nuclear hormone receptor FTZ-F1 beta
Exons: 10
Coding region: 823-2994 (723 amino acids)
Biological process (GO): hormone-mediated signaling pathway; tissue development; regulation of transcription by RNA polymerase II
Cellular component (GO): RNA polymerase II transcription regulator complex
Molecular function (GO): zinc ion binding; nuclear receptor activity; RNA polymerase II cis-regulatory region sequence-specific DNA binding
Source: RefSeq, a predicted model, not a curated record
CGCAGUGUGACAGGUACUUGACUGUACAGUACAUGUUUGAAGGUCGCACUUUGGUCUGUCACGUGACACAAGUCAACUGCUGCCAGCUACUUGGGGUCAUUCGUACACCCCGUACGAAGAAGUGAGACGGAUUUUAAAGGUAGUAAUAAUGUUUCGCCGCAAACUCGACGUUGCCAAAUUAGUGUAAACAAUGGGGAAGUAGCGCGCUCGUUUAAUUUACCUGAAGCGUAUUAUCGGGUCGUCCGUUUAUUUUUAAAUCGUGCGCGAACGGGGUGCGGUUAUCUCAUCCGAAACAGGUUGCGAUAUUUUUUCGAAUUCCUCCGUAACGCUGUAGCAUAUGUGGACGAAGUGAACUAAAAGUGACAACAUUGACUGAGUGGCCCAUGUGAAUUUUAGUCGACUUUUGUCGUUCAACUGUCAGGUUGACGUGUGCGGAACAGGUAGUAGUCUAGGCAAUCAAGGGAGCGGACAAAAGCAAAUCGGUCGGUUUAAAUUAAAUCUAGGUACACCUGGAAUUGCAUACUAUGCGAGCUAAGGAUAUCGAAGUUAGUGAACGCCUUUUUUCUAGUGUAAGUAGUGAUUGUGCAAUUUUUCCGCCGUAGGAUAUUGUUAAUCGAUAGAUGUUUUUCUACGCGUGUGCCUUUGGGAUGUUGUUUAUAAAUUGUAAUUUGGUGCCAUUGUACUCGACUUGCCAAGUGACCUUGGGAUCGAGCACGUGACCGAGGGCCUUGACCUUCUCCUACCAAUAUGGUGGAUGCGGAUAGGUGAGACCAUGCCUAAACGAGAACAGUGGACCGGCGAGGUAAGCUGAUCCAGGCUGCCAUGGCCGCAAACAUGAGGUCUCCUAAUGUAUCUGUCACACCGAUUAAGAUCGAACCGUACUCUUCUGCUUCCGUAUCAAAUGGGGUUCUGCCGGCGCACGCUCAUAUCAACACCGACUUACCUCACGCCCACAACGGUAUACUAUCCAAUGCAUCUGGUGCGAUCAACAAUGGAGAUACCUUGGAUAGCAGUUCAGAUGCGGAAGUCGCGCAGAUUGAUUUCAAUGCGACUUCCGUUAAUUUACGGCAGAAAAAGGAACCAGAUGAGAACGAUAUACCGAGACCAAUGUCUUGGGAAGGAGAACUCUCAGAAGGAGAAAGAGACAUGUGCAUUGACGAAGACAGAGGAUCUUCUCAGUUUCCUGAGAAUCUUUCAGUCGCGCAAUCGAAACAGAAUCUGCCCAUUUCGGAACAAAAAGGAAGUCCCGUGUUAGUGUUAAAACAGCAAACUGUAGGGAACUACUCGCUUCACAGCACGCCGAACAACUCCCCUCUACUUAAUCAGCGGCAUCCCGGUAGUGUUUCCGUAUUAAGUCACAAGGACAUUAUGCAAAAAGCUCUUAAUAUACCUCCGACACCGAGUCCCGAUUCGGCGAUACACUCUGCGUAUAGUGUGUUUAGUUCUCCAAGUCAAAGUCCUUUAACGCAAAGACAUUUAACGCCAAAUUUAAGUCGAAAUAACAGUGACGCUUCUCAUUCUAGUUGUUGUAGUUAUUCUAGUGUUUCAGUUUCGGUUUCACCAACGCAACAAUUCUCGCCUAAUCACAGCCCCAUACAGGGCCGCCAUAUACACAGCGGUGUUCACAACAGUCCAUUACAUCAUAACGUUUUGUAUCGUAAUCUUCAAGAUGACUGUAACAUUCAGUACGUACCUGAUCACGAAGCUCUUGAAGAAACUGAAGAUAAGACUGGCUUAGUUCACACAUCUUUACCCGCACAACCCGGUAUCUCUCGACAGCAGCUCAUCAAUAGUCCGUGUCCAAUUUGUGGUGAUAAAAUAUCCGGAUUUCACUACGGUAUUUUUAGUUGCGAAUCUUGUAAGGGAUUUUUUAAACGCACCGUACAAAAUCGAAAAAACUAUGUUUGCUUGAGGGGCGCUGCGUGUCCUGUUACUGUAGCGACGAGGAAAAAGUGUCCCGCUUGCCGUUUUGAUAAAUGCUUGCAAUGUGGAAUGAAACUCGAAGCUAUUAGGGAAGAUAGAACAAGAGGAGGUCGAUCUACAUAUCAGUGUUCUUACUCGUUGCCUCCAUCCUUAACUAAUCAUCCUGAAUUAAGAGCUAGCUCCACGGAUUUACGUCACGGCUAUGAUACGCCUCAACAAGUAUUAAGGGUUAAAUUAGAGCCUACGGAUUGUGGGAUGUAUAUGAAAAGAUCAAACACCGGAAACUCUCGACUAAGUGUCCCGCCAUUAUUGCAAGAAAUAAUGGACGUGGAACAUCUUUGGCACUACAGCGAAUUAGAAUUAAAUAAAUUAACGGACGGUACGUUAGGCAAAGCCGGUUCGAGUAGCGCGGUUCAUAAUUUGUCUUCUCACCCGUUACUUGCCGGCACUGCUCUUGCGGGCUCGACUGAUAGUAACCCGGAUUUCGUAGCGAACCUGUGCAAUAUAGCCGAUCAUCGAUUGUACAAAAUUGUGAAGUGGUGUAAAAGUUUACCUCUUUUUAAGAAUAUUUCGAUCGACGAUCAAAUAUGCUUGCUGAUAAAUUCGUGGUGCGAACUGUUAUUGUUUUCGUGUUGUUUUCGUUCUGUCUCGACCCCUGGCGAAAUAAGGAUAUCGUUAGGUAAAAGUAUUAGCUUGGAACAAGCAAAGGAAAUGGGUUUGGGGGCAUGUAUAGAAAGGAUGUUAAAUUUUACCGAUCAUUUAAGACGACUUAGGGUUGAUAAGUAUGAAUAUGUUGCCAUGAAAGUUAUUGUGCUACUUACGUCAGAUACGUCUGAAUUGCGAGAGGCGGAAAAAGUUAGAGCGUCGCAAGAAAAGGCUCUCCAAGCGUUACAACAUUACACAUUGGCUCACUAUCCAGAUUCGCCAGCGAAAUUCGGAGAAUUGUUACUAAGGAUACCAGAGCUACAGCGAACUUGUCAGGUCGGAAAGGAAAUGUUGACGAUUAAAUCGAAGGACGAUGAAGGGCCAAGUUUUAACCUGCUCCUGGAGCUGCUUCGAGGGGACCACUAGAUGUGCCUUAUUAGCUUUGGUGGCGGGUUCAUACUUAACAGACAGUAUUGCUUAUUUCUUUAGCUUUAAGUGGAAACUUUACGUACUUAGUUAUAUGUGCUGGACACUCGAUUUUUAUCUAUCGUUUGAAGACACUCGAAAACACCAACGUGAAAUGAUUUACGAAUUGAUAAAAGAUCUUCAAAUGAUGGGCAAUUAUGUAAUAUUAAGAUCGCAACGGAUCAAAAAUGUAUAUAAAUAUAUAUAUUUUUAAUUAUUUUAAUAUUUUGAUAUUUUUAUUCUAUUUGAACUAAGCUUAAGCUUGUUCGUUGAGUUUUUAAUAAUAUCUAUCUAAAUCUAUUUAAAGUUGAGAAUGCUCAAAUAUACUUGUAUGUAAUAUGAGUGUAGAGCAGUGUUACGUGGUGUUAAUAACCACUUCAAAAGACUUCAUUCCAAUAAUGCAAUGUAAUAUUUAACUUUGACUUUGAGUUUACUGACAAUUGAUUGAGGAAACAUCUAAAGGCUCAAAACCCGUUUGUCAAUUUAUUUGUACGAGUGCAAAAGGGACAUUUUUUAUUUAUUACACAUUUCAGGUUGUGCCUAUAUCUGAUUUUAUAUAAUAUGUAACCGUCACAUUUUUAAAAUGAUAAGAUUAUGCGAAACUUAUCAUGGCACACAGGCAGAGUAUAAUUUACAAUUUAUGUACGCAUUCUUACCAAGUUAAAUUUCUUUCACAGCAUCAUUUCGAACAUGUGUAUUUUAUAUGACUCCACCUCCUUUAAGUGGUAACCUUGUAGAUCUUUAACACAUAUGAAUGUGCCAAGUUAGCCUUAAAGUGUAAAUACUGCAACUGUCGGGCAGAAGUGAUAAAUUAAACAAAAACAUUUUCCAAUUUAAUGUUUUAGUGUUGCUAGUUAUACACCUACACGGUAACUUGUAGCUGUGAACAAUACUAUAACAGUUAUUAGCAAAUUAAAUAGGCUUUCUUUUUCGAUUCGAGCCUGUAAUACACUAACACUAAUGUGUGAUUUAUCAAACAAAUCUAACGCCGAAGUUUGACUAUUGCGGGCCGAAAAUGUUUUUAAUAGAUAAAAUUUUUGCCUUUGUAAGUUAUACUUUGCAAACGUUAGAGAUCGUGUUCAAAUUGACAAUUCUUACAUAGACAAUUUAAUCGUUACAAUUGUUAUAAACUGUCAAUAAAACAUACACAUUAUAAGACUUAGGGAGGCCUUCCAUGCCUGCAUGCAAUGCAGUAUUAGCCGUAAAAUUUUAUACUUUGUCAUUUUACGAGCUAUUUAUAUGGAUCAUUUUUGUAUGAAAUAUAUAAAUAU